GAGUUUCACAAGACCUCUCGCAGGAGCUGUUUUCUGAUGAUCUUGCGGGCUAAUCCCCCCUUUUUAUUUAUUUAUUUAUUUUUUUGACGUGGGUUUGGGACAUUUCGUUGUGUGGCUGCUUGAACGAUCCAAGUGUUUAGGGGGUGAUUGUCGGUCGGCAGAUGGUGGGUUUGAGGGCAUGAGUCGUUGUUAUAGACACAUAGAUGGGUUGUGAAUCUAUCCAUUUGCGGGGUUUAAUCUCCCUCUGUGCUUCUAGGACUUUUGGUUUUUGAUUUUGUUUUCGAUUUUUAAAAUUUUCGUUUGAGAUUCAGACUUUGCUUUUAAACAUAGAAGUAUUUACUGUAGGUAGGGAGCAGCGAUGGCACCCGGGCGAAGCUGUUGCAAUUAUCGCGUGUUUCUCUGUUUCGUGGCAGCAGCCACCAUUGCAAUAUUCGGUCUAUUAGGGCUCCUCAAACCUCUCAGCAAUGACUGCAAAAUGACUUUCAUGUAUCCGAAUUACAUACCAGUCCCUCUUCCCGUCGAUAGGAAGCAUAAUAAAUAUGGAGUGUAUCUUUACCACGAGGGGUGGAAGAGAGUCGAUCAUCGGGAGCAUCUCUCGCAGCUGUCGGGUGUGCCAGUUCUCUUCAUUCCAGGAAAUGGUGGCUCUUUUAAGCAAGUACGAUCAGUGGCUGCAGAAUCUGAUAGGGCUUAUAACGUAGGGCCCGCAGAUGGGUAUUACUACGAGCAAUCAUCUCUUACGCCGCUUGAAGCAGGUUCGGAUGAGCGUGACAUUGCUGAGUUAUUGGCCGGAACCAAAGUGGAUGAGCAGUAUCCAAACCAUCUAGACUGGUUCUCAGUUGAUUUAGAGGGCGAGAAGUCGGCCAUGGACGGCUGGAUUCUCGAGCAACACGCGAACUAUGUCGUCAAAGCAGUUCAUAGGAUUUUAGAUAUUUACAAGGAAUCAAUGGAGUUGCGGAAACAACACAAUGAAAGCAGAUCGGAGGCUUUGCCGACUAACGUCAUCCUGGUUGGGCACUCGAUGGGGGGUUUCGUCGCUCGAGCUGUUGUUGUCCAUCCGGGCUUGAGAAAAGGUGCAGUAGAGACUGUGCUCACGCUAUCUAGCCCACACCGGUCGCCACCUCUGGCUGUGCAACCAUCGUUUGGGAACUUUUUUUCCCGUGUGAACAAUGCUUGGAUACGUGGAUAUGAAUCUGCCAAAGAGUCAGAAGCUCCACUCUCAAAGACGGUGGUUGUUUCUAUUACAGGAGGUGCUCAUGAUUAUCAGGUUCGAUCUCGAAUGUCUUCAUUAGAUGGUAUCGUGCCUCCAACACACGGGCUAACAGUGGCCACAUCAGGAAUGGUGAAAAUCUGGAUGUCCAUGGAACAUCAGAGCAUACUUUGGUGUAACCAGAUGGUGGUCCAGGUGGGACACACUCUACUUCAGUUGAUAGAUAGGAGAACUGGUCAACAAUAUACAAGCCCACACGUGAGACUAGCUAUUUUUGUGUCCAACUUUCGCAGCGCACUCCCUCAAACAUUCAAUCUGCUGCCCCACAGGAAUAAGCUUUCGCCUUAUACACAACCUUAUCGAAAGGUCUCGGAGAAAGCCAUUAGUGCAAAAGAUGUUGGUCUAGAUACGAACGUGGUUUCUAAGGCGCAGGUGCAAGUUUCAACGAAAUCUGGGUUCCAACCAAUGAAAUCGACUCAAUUUGCAUGCCCACAAAAGAUUCACUGGGUAGGUGAUAUGUUCGACGACAUCCAUAUAAAGCAACCCAUCAUGAACGUUUUAUCAAUGGACGGUAAACGGCGAUGGAUGGACAUUGAGGAACUGGGGCGCAAGGGCAGGGACAAGCACGCGUGGUUUGUUCUCGUAACAAACUUGUCCCCAUGUGUAGGAAUGCGGGUGCACCUCUGGCCAGAGAAGAGCCGGUCGGGUGACAUGGCAGCUUCCGAGCGUGUUGUGGAGGUGACAAAGAAGAUGGUUCAGCUUCCAUCUGGACCUACUCCACCACAGAUCGAACCAGGAGGACCUGGAGAGCAGGCCUCACCUUCGGGAGUGCUUCAGUUGAGCCCCAGUGAGCUCAGUGGAUUCCGAUAUUUGACAGUCUCUGUUGCUCCUACGCCGACCCUUGUUGGAAGCAUUCCCCCUACUGUAACCAUGGCAGUGGCUCAUUUCUUUGAUCCUGAUCAAGGAAAGACAUCUCUAUCUACUACAUGGCUUUUGGCCUCUCUAUACAAACGUCAGUUUUUGUGGCUGUGGGAAUACCACCCGAUGGUGUGGCAAGUCUCAGUCGCGGUUUCAUUAAGUACUUUGCCUAUUACCCUCGAUGUGAAGAUAGUGAGCUGUGGGGUAAAAACUGAAGGUCUAGCAAAGGAACAUCCAGAGCCUGAGGAUAUUCUAAAACUCUGCAAAGCGCGGUGCUUUCCACCAGUUGCGCUAGUGUGGGAUCCCCCGUAUGGCCUGGACGUCUACCCCAAUCUUACAACGCAAGUUAUUGUGGUUGAUUCCUCUCCUCCGACGUGGGGCUCCACUUAUGGAUCUGAACACUCCACUAUUCUUCUCUUGGCUGACCCACACUGUGUAUAUGACAUCGGUGUUAGUGUGUCGCUGAUAACAUCAGCAAGUCGGUUUCUUCUUGUUAAUGGGUUACAGAUAGUCGGGCUUUGUAUUGCAGUGGUCUUGUUUGCUCUCAUGAGGCAAGCUCGAGCAUGGGAGGUGGACAACUCUGUCCCUUCAUUCCUUGCUUGUAUGGAGGCCAACUUCAUGCUUCCUGUCCCAUUCUUGGCUGUGACCCUGGGUCCGAUCCUAGUUUACUUCUCUAUUGUCGAUUUCGGAUCUGAAAGGCGGCCGACUUUGAGUAGUUUCUUGGGAGUCUCACUCGCAUGCUAUCUCUUUGCGAACGGAACUUUGGCUCUCUUGGCGUAUCUCUGUAAUGCAGUGCUAAGCCUUGCACACUCUGCCUACACGUGGUACAUUUCUAGGUGGCCACCUCGGCAUGAUCAGUGGACCAAGCGAGUAUUAAAGUCGUGUGGCACAGCCCUCUUGAACAUUCAGGUAGUCAGGAAGCUGAGGACGUGGCCGAUGACGACCCUAGGGAUUGGUAUUUCAGUUUUGGUGCUCUUUGGGCACCCCAGCUUAGGUCUUCUAGUUCUGCUAGUAGUGCACACAUGGAGAUGUUUUUGGUCGCUUGUUAGCUUGAGGCAGCAGUUGUGUCCAACCUUAAUUUCAAAGAAGGAAGAUAGCCCGCUUCUUCCAAGUAACGGCAAUUCGUUAUCGGACGGCUUUAAUGCCAAGCCUUUGUUAUUUAGUGAUGGAGAAUCACAUUCGGAAAUCUUUUAUCAUCAGCAAGGACUUCUCAUACUCCAUCUCGUCGUUAUGAUCAUACUUGUUCCUUCUUUAGUUGCCUGGGCACAGAGAUUAGGUUUGGAAUGGACAACGCCAGCUCUGCUUGAUUCAACUUCGUCAUUGGCGGCCAUCCUGCAUGGCCUCUACAACAUCAACGUGGAUAUCAAUAUUUCAUUGGUCAAAGUCCCUCGCCUGUAUGGUCCUCCUGCUCCUGAUGCCGGGUUGAGCUUCAUUUAUCUGCUCGCGGGAUCAUAUUGCUUCUGGGCCGGACUGGCACUGGCACCUUACAGGGCAUUUUACGCCCUUGGUUUGGUUGGAAUUACCAUUGCUGGAAUUAGAAUUCGAGAUUCUCAAGCUAGAGGUAGGGGUAGGCGGCAUUUUCAUAGACAUUGAAGCAAAGCAAUCAUUCUUUCUCCUCUUAAAUCCUCUCUAACUGGGGACGAGAUUAUGUGGAGACGCUCUUUUGGCCAUUUCUACAGGCAUUUUGGACCUGUUUUGCCGCAACGACGAGUUUCCAGAGGUUGAGUUAGUGCCAACUUAGUGGACAUCGCUUGAGCUCUUCCUUCACAUCAAUCAAUCUGCAAACAUCAACGGAACUAACACUGUUUGCGACUUCAACCAAGUUGAAAGAAAGAUGCACGAACCAGCUUGCAGUUGCGCAAGUGGCCAUGCCCGACGGUACUUGGCCUUCCUUUUCAUCACCAUAUUACCUAACUCCAAGCUUAAGGUGGACGUUGUUAGCGGGUGCCUGAAGCGUGUAGUCGUGAGGGAGAAUUUGUGCGAAGGCCGAAGAGUACCAGACGAUUUUUAGCGGAGCGUGUGUCAGCAGUUUCGUGGAUCUUGUGGGGGCUGUCAUUCUGAAAUGAUACGAGACCACUUGUGAUCAGUGUGCGAGUAUAUCCCGAUUGGAACUUUUGUUGUUGGCCCUUGUAGUGCCCCAGUAUUAUCAAAUUCUUGUUUCGUUGAAUGCGCGCUGCCUGGUUGUGUUAUUUCUUCAGUAACCUGAUUUUAGGGCAUACCUGCCUUUGAAUGUUGCAACAUUAUUUAAGAUGCAUCUUGGCGGCGCGCUUCAUUUUUAGUGUGUAUUUUUAGUGUACUGAAAGUUUAAUGAAUAGUGACCAUUUGAAGGCUUCAAAACUA
This is a messenger RNA of Physcomitrium patens, 4465 nucleotides long. The record is from RefSeq and is a predicted model, not a curated record. Lineage: Eukaryota; Viridiplantae; Streptophyta; Bryopsida; Funariales; Funariaceae.